AUGUUUUCAGACAGCAGACAGCUGGGGAAGCACAGAGUUUUUCAGCACAACAACAAUCCCCAGCGCUGGCUCCACAAUGGGGUCACGGUCCAGAGGGACACGGGACACAUGGGGCCGAGCAGACAGGCGGAAGCCAGCCUCCUCCCGCCGGACAGGAGGAGAGAAACAGCUCCUGUGGAGGAAAAGGGAAAUGCUCAAGAAAAGGAGAGGACUGAAACAAACUUUGAUGGACAGAAUAUUCAGAGAAAGCUGCUUUUAGCCCAGCAGAAACGCUGCACACUGCCAGACUCUGUUGGCCAGAGUGUCCCCAGGGAGUCGAACACUGCCAGGUGGAACCAGGCUCCAGAACCACGUCAGAGAUACAGCGUGCCUGUGAGGGAACACUUCAGCGACUAUGCCUGCACCAGCCGCGGCUACCAGACUGAGCCACACCCCUCUGGAAGGAAGUAUGUGCCACCCCCACCCAUAGGGUUCAAAGGUCACCAAAGCUAUAGAGUGCCUGGUUAUAUGGUGCGGAGACGGUUUUGGGGCUAUGCAAGAGAGGACUGCCAGAGGGAGCUAAAUUCAUCUGGGCAGGCAAGUGCAGCAGCACAUGGAUUUGACAGACACUAUGGCUCAAAUUCCACCUUUCACCGUGGCCAGGAAUAUAUCAAGUCUAAUCAUAGCCUUAGAGAUUUGACCAAACCAAAGAAUCAACCAGAGCAGGGCUGCAAUGGGCCUAGCUCUGUCCAAGGACUUAUCUUCUCAACAGAAGUUCCUCAAAUAGAGCUGGACUGCACCAGACAGAGAGGUCUGUGUUGGCCCAGUAGUAACACAACUGACAGCCAAAAUAAACACGCCAGUUCAGAGCAGGGACAGAGCAGGGAAUCAGGCUUUGAUGGGCCGAAGAUGAGCCAGGCAGCCAUCCGGGACCAGAUACGACGGGUGGUGGGUGACCUCGAGGGGGUUUUAGGGGGCCUGAAACAGGUCCAUCUGGAGAUGAAGGAGGUGGUCCAACAGAUUGAGCUGCUGACCUCCAACAUUGACCUUGGUGAAGAGGAGCCUAGCAACAGUCUCCCCAGUGACACGCUUUGCAGCAGUAGCUCCAGCGGGGUCAUGGUGUCCAGCCACAAGAUGAUCGAAGACCGCACGUCAAGGCAGGCGGAUGCCGACCACACCUCGCUCAAAAGCACCCCGACUCGUUCGACCCCCCCUGCACUCAAUCCAUCUGUUGUCGUUGCAAACCAGGCAGCGGCACCAAGUACAGGCGAGGACCCUCUUCAGGAUCAAAUAAGUGCGCCAGCCACAGCAAACCCUCCCCAAACCCCACUCAGAGGCCAAGACCAAGAGUCUCGCAGGGACAAAGAUGGAUCUUGUCCAGCCCUUUCCAAACCAACCUGUCAGCCAAUCAGUCAGAGUCAGGCGGUCACACAUGAGCCUGGAAGAACUGCUUCUAGAAGCAGGAAACCUCCUCCGUACCCUUACAACGGUCAGGUGGCCAAGAUGGGGAAGGGAAAAGAGUCCUUGAAGGCGCCGCCCUACCCCACCAAGCGCAGACUGCUCUCCACCAUGGUGUGAGGGGGCGGCAGAGAGCGUCAGGGCCAUGGAGCUCCGCAGCGGUCGGCGAGACGGGCCUUGCCAGAUGGACAGAGGGCCAGAGAGCACAAGGUGACGGGCACCUCACGUGAUGCUUACUGGUGUAGGAUAAGCGUGACACUGUCAUGUGAUGAUGGGGAUUUCUGGACCGAAGAACUCUGU
Megalops cyprinoides (Indo-Pacific tarpon) is the source of this 1737-nucleotide messenger RNA. RefSeq lists its product as uncharacterized. NCBI's taxonomy places the organism in Eukaryota, Metazoa, Chordata, Actinopteri, Elopiformes, Megalopidae. The coding region runs from base 1 to 1557 and encodes 518 amino acids. Gene Ontology annotation, biological process: positive regulation of cell size; positive regulation of translation. The record is from RefSeq and is a predicted model, not a curated record. The transcript has 3 exons.